CUCCCCACACUCUUGGGGCUCGAUUGGUUUCCCCAUCUCGGCCUAGGGCUAACAGGAGUCCAUGCUGUCUCAACCUCUGACACUGACUCCUUAUUCGCUGAUUACUCAGAUGUAUUCAGCGAUGAGCUGGGGUGUUAUAACGGUACCCCUAUCUCAUUCUCAGUCGACCCCCAGGCAGUCCCAAUCAGGCUAAAACCGCGUAGAGUCCCAUUCGCUAUUCGGCCAAAACUAGAUGCAGAAUUGGAUAAAUUAUUAAAACAAGGGGUCAUUGAGCCAACAGAUUUCGCCAAAUGGGAGACGCCCAUUGUCACACCCCUCAAAAAAGACGGUAGCCUGAGAAUUUGCUCGGACUACAAGACCACAAUUAAUAAGUUUUUACAAGUUAGCGCUUACCCAGUGCCCGUCAUUCAGCAUUUAUUACACACUUUAGCGGAACUCCAGACCAUUGUCACUCACAGGGGUGCUUUCCGGUGCAAGCGUCUCCAAUUUGGCGUAAGUGUUGCCCCAGGCAUUUUUCAAUCCCUCAUGGAGCGGAUUUUGCAGGGCCUCCCUGGUGUAGUACCCUACUUCGACGACAUCUUAGUCUCGGCCAGGGACAGACCCCAACUCUUCCAGAGACUGGUCACGGAUCAUAAGCCUCUCCUGGGUCUACUAGCUGGGGACAAACAGACCCCUCAAGUCCUCUCUCCUAGAAUGACAAGAUGGACCCUUUUCCUAGCGGCAUACUCGUAUAGACUCAUACACCGCCCAGGUAAAACAUUGUCCCACGCAGACGCUCUCUCCAGUUUGCAGGGCUGUCUGCUGUGGGGCACUCGAGUGGUCAUCCCGACCUCACUGCGUACCCAAGUUCUGAAGGCGUUGCACGAGGGGCACCCUGGCAUCGUCAGAAUGAAGGCACUAGCACGCAGCUACGUAUGGUGGCUGGGCCUUGACGAGGACAUCAUCAGAUGGGUAAGCUCCUGCAAUCCCUGCCAGGAAUCCCGUCCAGCUCCUCCUAUUGCCACCCCUACUAAGUGGGAAAGCGCCAGCGCUCCGUGGUCCAGAAUUCACAUCGACCUAGCCGGCCCAUUGCACGGGAAAAUGUUCCUAGUGGUCGUGGACUCCUACUCUAAAUGGAUUGACGUGGCACAACUAUCCACGAACACCACGCUAGUGAUUACCAAGGUAUUAACUCGCCUGUUUGUAACACACGGGCUGCCUGACUCCAUUGUUUCCGACAAUGGCCCACAGUUCGCAUCAGCCGAGUUCAGCCAUUUCGCUGCCAACCUGGGCAUCCGCCACAUCUUCAUGGCCCCAUUUCAUCCUGCCAGUAACGGAUUGGCUGAAAGAGCCGUUAGGACCACUAAAGAAGCCCUAGCUAGACGCCUGAGGACUGUAUUGGACAGACUUCACCCACAUUACUGCCCUGACUCUCCCCUCGCUUCCACAUUGGGGGUUAGGCAUUUUAUCUUACAGGAACCCGUAUUCGCGAGGAACUUCGCUGGAGACCCUCUGUGGAUCCCGGGCGAGAUCGUGGCCAUCACCGGACCCAGGUCA
Messenger RNA from Pseudonaja textilis, 1536 nucleotides. NCBI's taxonomy places the organism in Eukaryota, Metazoa, Chordata, Lepidosauria, Squamata, Elapidae. The record is from RefSeq and is a predicted model, not a curated record.